This is a messenger RNA of Prunus mume (Japanese apricot), 3068 nucleotides long. Lineage: Eukaryota; Viridiplantae; Streptophyta; Magnoliopsida; Rosales; Rosaceae. The record is from RefSeq and is a predicted model, not a curated record.
UCGCGCGAUCCGCUUCCCCCCCGACUGUAGCAGCGGACUGGUUUUUUCGUUCCAGCCGCCGCCACACUGCACCACAGGCCACGAGACCGGACCGGUUCGAACCGCCUUAUUUGCCCCGUCCUUUCCCGACCAGUCUCAGCUGCUGCCGUUUGCUGUGAUCGCCGGAAUCUGCCAAAAACCACCCGGUUUCCGUUCGAAAUUUCCAGCCCGCUCGUUCUCCCUCCUCCGGCCACUGUUUCCGACGAGUGAGGUACUCGGGCACCAGCGGACCCACAGGAGGGACCCUCAAAGGGUCAAGCGAACUCGGACACUCAAAUCAUGGGCCCUAAACGUGGUGGCACUCGUAGGGGAAUUCAACGGGCGUCUCGACUAAGAGGACUUGAUCCUUCUCCUGAGCCGGAGAACCUUCCGAUUCCGGGUCCGGUACCGGAACAUGUUGAGCAGUCUUAUGUAAGAGGUCUAGCAGGAGUUGUACCGGUGAUGCCCACUCCAUCGAUUGAUCCAAAUUUUCAGCAGACACUGGAGUUAUUAACCCAGGCCUUAUCCAGGACCGGGCAACCCAGAGAUGCAUCUUUGACAUAUGCAGACCAGGCUAAAAAGAUAGGGGUAGUGGAAUUUAAUGGUGAUGGUGAUCCCGCCGUGGCUGAAGAAUGGAUAGAGAUGGAAAGAAUUAUGGAUGCGAUGGAUGUCCCACAGGAGCGCAGAGUGGUUUUGGCUACCUUUUUCCUUUCCAGAAAUGCAAGGUACUGGUGGGAGUCAGUUAGAAGACAGUAUCAGGACCCAUCGGCCAUUACGUGGCAAGUUUUUUGGACUGCCUUUGUUGAGCAGUUCUAUCCUUUAGCCUACCAAAAUAUAAAGAUGGAGGAGUUCCUUCAACUUGAACAGGGCAUUAUGACGGUGUUAGAGUAUGAGAAGAAAUUCAAUGAAUUGUCUGAGUACUGUGCACCGCUUGUGGCGGAUGAAAGAGAGAAGUGUCAGCUGUUUACCAGAGGAUUAAAGACAUCCAUUCGUGACAUCGUAGUGGGACAGCGUUUGGCUAAUUUCGGAGAUUUGGUGAUGUCUGCCUCAUUAGUUGAACGCAGUCAGAUGAUGGUCCAAGGACGAAGUAAUUUCCGUAAACGACAAUAUGACAUGGGUGGUCUCAAUCAGGGGUCAUCCAAGCGAGGUAGUUUCAGCUCUCGAUCAUCCAGUGGUCAUAGCUGUGGAGGUUUUCGAGCUGGAGUAAGCUCCAGCGGAGGGUCCAACCAAAGUGGGAGUUCUGAUUCCGGAGAUAGCACAUUUAGUGGUUCAGGGAGACAGCUGCAGCCAGUUUUUAGUGGGAGGAAUCGCUCCCAGUGUGCUUUAUGCGGCAGGUUCCAUACCGGGCCUUGUCAGCAGGGCACUACUGGGUGCUAUCACUGUGGUCAGUCGGGGCAUUUUUGAAGGGAGUGCCCAAUGCUUCUGCGGAGUAGAGAAAUAUCCACUGGUCCAACCCAGGGGACGGGUGCACAGAGUAGAGUACUGAGUACAUCACAGAUUGUGGGGGCCUCAUCUAGUUGUGGGGCCCAAACUAGUAUGGCUAGCAUAGGUGGCAGACAGCAUAAGGGAGACGACCGUUUCAGAGGUAGCAUAUCCAGAGGUUUAGGGAGACAGCUGCAUCCAAUUUUUAGGGGGAGGAAUCGCUCCCAGUGUGCUUUAUGCGGCAGGUUCCAUACCGGGCCUUGUCAGCAGGGCACCAUUGGGUGCUAUCGCUGUGGUCAGUCGGGGCAUUUUCGAAGAGAGUGCCCGAUGCUUCUAUAGAGUAGAGAAAUCUCUAUUGGGCCAACCUAGGGGACGGGUGCACAGUGCAGAGUACAUAGUACAUCACAGAUUGUGGGGGCUUGUCUAGUAGUGGGGCCCAGACCAUGAUGGCUAGCAUAGGUGGCAGAUAGCAGAGGGGACGUGGUGGACGUUCUAGAGCUAUCGGGCGAGUACACAACAUGUCUUAGCAGGAGGCACAGGCGUCACCUGAUGUGAUCAUAGGUACAUUACCCUGGGGAUACGCACUGGGGAUACGCAUUCUUUUGUUGCACAUUGUUUUGCUCACAAUGCGAAUGUGAGACUUACGACCUUGUGUGAGGAACUUGCUAUUUCUGUACUCAUGGGAGAUGUCUUUACAGUUGGUGUAGUGUACAGGGGUAGCAUGGUUUUGGUAGGGGAUGUAAUUCUGGAGGCAGAUUUAAUUCCUUUAGAUAUGGUGGAUUUGGAUGUUAUUCUGAGUAUGGAUUGGUUAGCUAAGCAUUGUGCUUCGGUCGAUUGUUUCCGGAAGGAGGUCGUACUCCGUAGUCCAGGACAACUUGAGGUGACUUUCUGUAGUGAGCGUAGAGUUCUUCCAACUGCCUCAUAUCAGCUAUGACGGCAAGACGGUUGCUCAAAAAGGGGUGUUUAGGAUACUUGGCUCACGUAAUUGACACUCGGGAUAAUGGAUUGAGGUUGGAGGAUAUUCCAGUGGUACGGGAAUUUCCGGAUGUGUUUUUUGAGGAUCUUCGUGGAUUACCUCCUCAUCGGGAGAUCGAGUUCACCAUUGAGCUCGUUCCAAGGACGAACCCUAUCUCUCAGGCACCGUAUAGAAUGGCAACAACUGAAUUAAGGGAGUUGAAAACUCAGUUGCAGGAGUUGGUGGACAAGGGUUUCAUCUGACCCAGUUUCUCUCAUUGGGGUGCACCAGUUCUAUUUGUGAAGAAUGAUGGCACCAUGAGGUUAUGUAUUGAUUAUAGACAGUUGAAUAAGGUUACAGUGCGGAUCAGAGAAGAGGAUGUGCCUAAGACUACUUUCUAAACAAGAUAUGGUCAUUAUGAAUUUUUGGUGAUGCCUUUUGGAUUGACUAAUGCGCCAGCAACAUUUAUGGAUCUGAUGAACAGAGUGUUCCGACGUUACUUGGAUUGCUUUGUGAUUGUGUUCAUAGAUGAUAUUCUUGUAUAUUCUAAAAUUCAAAAGGUGCAUAUGAAGCAUGAGUUGAAACCUUGUAUAUUCUACUCCUGAUUUGGAACUUGCUGCUGAACGGUUGGGAUUAGAAAUGGAUUUUGUACAGGUGGAAGAUUUUUGGGAAA